This is a messenger RNA of Ostrea edulis (European flat oyster), 1825 nucleotides long. RefSeq names its product G-protein coupled receptor dmsr-1-like. Gene Ontology annotation, cellular component: membrane. NCBI's taxonomy places the organism in Eukaryota, Metazoa, Mollusca, Bivalvia, Ostreida, Ostreidae. Gene Ontology annotation, molecular function: G protein-coupled peptide receptor activity. The transcript is spliced from 3 exons. Bases 370 to 1710 code for a protein of 446 amino acids. The record is from RefSeq and is a predicted model, not a curated record. Gene Ontology annotation, biological process: G protein-coupled receptor signaling pathway.
UGUGUACAAUCUUAAGUAGACACAUCAGCAUCACCAUCAGCCUGUGUGUUGAGACAUUUUAUCACUUAGCAGGGCUUUUUCUUGUCUGUUAAGGAAAACUGACAUCGAAAGAGACAUUCUAUAAUAAAAAAGAGCGAUCUGGAGAUCUAAACGCAAAUUGUAUAAAAACCUUUAUGCUCCUUGGCUUAUUUGUCAAGGAGCCGGAGCUCGUUUUUUUAUACAGCAGCAAGCAAUUAAUAUCUCAGGACUACCACUCCUGGAACGGAUGUAUAGAGGGUGAACGAAGGCGCGAACACACCUUGGAAGAAGUGAUUACAUUUUGGAUUAAAUUCUGUAUUUGAUAUGAUAUUCACAUGAAACACAAUCAAGAUGGUACUGCCACUUGAAGACUACAGCAAAUGGUAUGGAAAGUGGCACGGAUGUCUAAGCUUGAUUGUUUGCUGUUUUGGAAUUCCGACGAACAUCAUCAACAUCACUGUUCUCACCAGAAAACACAUGCACACUCCCAUCAACACCAUUUUGACUUGGAUAGCGUUGUUUGAUAUUAUAACAAUGGCGGCGUAUUUGCCAUUUGUCAUCCAUUUUUAUAUUGAGUAUCCGACCAAUUCACUGUCUCCAGAAAAGAAUAGCUAUGAGUGGAUGAGUUUUCUAUUAUUUUAUAUCAAUCUAUCCACACUAACGCACACAAUUUCAAUCUGGCUCGGUGUUUCAUUGGCCAUAUUUCGCUUCGUCCAUAUUCAAUCUCCGGAAACUGGAAGCUUGACGCACAUGCGUCGCAUUAUCCGAUGUCGGAUUGUUGUCUUUGUGGUGAUAUUUGGAUCAACACUUAUUUUGAUCCCAAAUUUCAUUUCAUCAAAACUGGUGCCUUACGAAAGAAAUAAUACCUUAAUUCGAGGGAUAUAUGUUCUGGGUGACCCACAUCUUGGCACACCUAAGGUAAAACCGGUUGUGUUUUCAAGUUUCAUUUUGUAUAGUAUCAUUGCCAAGUUGAUACCUUGUCUCCUAAUGAUAAUUUUCGGAUCACUGCUAUUGAAGACUCUGGACAACCACGGGCGAGUGAAUCGUCAGAAGCUGUCUAAAUUAGGCGUCGUUAUGAGUCGUCCAUUGAACACGUCACGCACUACCGUUAUGUUGCUCAUUGUAUUAGUUCUCUUCUUGGUGACAGAGCUUCCCCAAGGAAUCUUGUUGGUAUUGAGUCUGACAAUGGAGGAUUUCUUUGAUAACGUGUAUAUCCCUCUUGGGGACACCAUGGAUAUUCUGGCUUUAAUAAACAAUAGCAUCAAUUUCGUGUUGUAUUGUUCUAUGAGCAUUGAGUUUCGCCGUACUGUCUCAAGAUGGAUUUGUCAGUGUGUAAGAGCUAGCUAUUCUGAAAACAAGAAUGACUUUGAAAUGAAAAACAAAAAUUCAGAGGUCACAAAAAAAAUUGGAGAUGCAAAUUUCACGGGAAAUAUCACUACAGACGACAUGAAUACAGGACUACCAUUGGCUGAAAGUGAUGAAACUCGCAGCGUUGUAGAAAUCGACAGUCCCUGUUGCAAGUCCAUAUCAGACGUUCAGAUCAACAGCGAUCUAGUAUAUAGCCAAGUUUCGAUGGAAGUCGAUGACCAAAGCGAAAAGUUGACUUUCGAGGGAAUUGAAGACGAGGAUAUAUCGGAAACAGUUCCAUUAGCACCACAGAGUGCCACUCAUUCAUGUUCUGUUGUUGUGUAAUACAUGUACCUGUACAUUUCCCCUUGUUGUUAUAUUGUAGCAAUAUAUUUAUUUAAAAUAAAAUACACAUUCCUCCAAUGAUUUUCUCAAAUUGGGUGGAGGAAUAAAUGUAUGC